UCUCGGCAACCCACAUCAAUUUCUGCCCAUUGGGUUGCCAUAUUAAUGGCGGUUAGGCUCACCCCCAAUAAUUGCAGAACAAUAUUCAUUCAGUUUUCCUUCAAUUCUGGUUUAGAUUCAACAAUGGGAGGAACCUCGGAAGAGAAGCACGAGGGUAAGGUUGAGAAGAAGGAGAAGAAGAAAGAUAAGGAGAAACAUGAAGAAGAAGAAGAUGAUCAUGGCAAAAAGAAGGGAAAGGAUAAGGAUAAGGAUAAGGAAGGAGGUGAAAAGAAAGAGAAGAAGAAAAAGGACCCUGCGGAUAUGAAGGAUCCAUUAAAGCUCAGACAGAAGCUUGAGAAGCUUGAAGACAAGAUGCAGGCUCUGGCGGUUAAGAAGGAAGAGAUAUUGAAACUGAUCCAUGAAGCUGAACAGAAUGCUGCUCCAUGAAAUCUGGAAUGAGUAGGAUUCUACUACUAUCUCUUGAUGAUGCAGCUAACAGGAUCAAAAGAUUAGAAGGCUCAAGUUUUGAAAAUUUUAUGUCUCUUACUGUAAUACUUCUUGAAGAAAUAAAAUCAUGAUACCAAAAUCACCUAAUUCUAA
Molecule: messenger RNA, 579 nt
Organism: Cucurbita moschata (crookneck pumpkin)
Lineage: Eukaryota; Viridiplantae; Streptophyta; Magnoliopsida; Cucurbitales; Cucurbitaceae
Product: protein PXR1
Exons: 1
Coding region: 46-426 (126 amino acids)
Source: RefSeq, a predicted model, not a curated record